UGAAUGUCACCUUCAAUGACAGGGCAUGUCUCUUUCAUUGUCCUUGUACUCCUUGGAGGAUCCGAUGGCAAUCCAGUUGCUCCUCACCAGAGUCAGCUGGAUGUAAACCACAAGAAGCCACUACAGACAUUCAGACCUUACAACAUUGCCCACAGGGGUUCCAAUGGCGAAAUACCCGAAGAGACCGCGGCAGCUUAUUCGAGGGCAAUUGAGGAAGGUGCAGACUUCAUUGAGACUGAUAUACUUGCGUCAAAGGACGGGCAUCUCAUAUGCUUUCAUGAUGUAACCCUCGAUGCAACGACUGACAUCGCUGACCGUGCGGAGUUUGCUGGCAGGAGGAGAACCUAUGAAGUCGAGAGAGAAAAUGUAACUGGAUGGUUUGUUGUGGAUUUUACUCUAAGUGAACUGAAAUCUCUGAGGGUGAAGCAACGCUACAUAUUCAGGGAUCAACAGUACAAUUGGAAGUACAAGAUCAUUACAUUUGAUGAGUUCAUCAUGAUUGCACUGUAUGCUGACAGGGUUGUUGGGAUAUACCCAGAGAUGAAGAAUCCUAUUUUCAUUAACGAGCAUGUGAAGUGGUCAGGUGGCAAAAAGUUUGAGGAUAAGUUUGUGGAGACACUUAUGAAGUAUGGCUACAAAGGCGAAUACAUGUCUGAAGAUUGGCUCAAGCAGCCACUAUUCAUCCAAUGUUAUGCUCCAACUUCACUCAUUUACAUCUCAAACAUGACAAAGUCCCCAAAACUGCUUCUCAUCGAUGACACCACGGUUCGGACUCAAGAUACCAACCAGUCCUACUAUGAUAUUACUUCGGAUGAUUAUCUCAAAUUCAUAAGGAAGUAUGUAACUGGGAUUGGGCCAUGGAAGGAUACAGUUGUUCCCCCAGAAAAUAACUAUUUAGGGCCACCGACUGAUCUUGUGGCACGAGCGCAUGCUCUGAAUCUUCAGGUCCAUCCAUACACAUUCAGAAACGAGAACUCAUUCUUGCACUUCAACUUCCACCAAGACCCUUAUGCUGAAUAUGAGUACUGGCUCAGCAAGAUCGGUGUUGACGGUCUGUUCACCGAUUUCACCGGCAGCUUACACAAGUACCAGGAUUGGACAGCUCCACACCAAAUGAAGGCAAAGAAUGCAGAGGCACUCCUGUAUCAGAUCUCCUACAUGCUGAAGGACGAUGGAUACUAAGCUUUGGUUGGCAAGUCUGUAUACAAACCCCGUUAUGAGAUUGGUUU
Molecule: messenger RNA, 1229 nt
Organism: Lolium rigidum
Lineage: Eukaryota; Viridiplantae; Streptophyta; Magnoliopsida; Poales; Poaceae
Product: glycerophosphodiester phosphodiesterase GDPD6-like
Exons: 7
Coding region: 4-1182 (392 amino acids)
Biological process (GO): lipid metabolic process
Molecular function (GO): glycerophosphodiester phosphodiesterase activity
Source: RefSeq, a predicted model, not a curated record